This is a messenger RNA of Nilaparvata lugens (brown planthopper), 483 nucleotides long. Its product is annotated as O-acyltransferase like protein-like. NCBI's taxonomy places the organism in Eukaryota, Metazoa, Arthropoda, Insecta, Hemiptera, Delphacidae. The transcript is spliced from 3 exons. The record is from RefSeq and is a predicted model, not a curated record. The coding region runs from base 1 to 483 and encodes 160 amino acids.
AUGCGAUCUCUUACUAAUGUGGAUCUAAAAACUAAUAUCCUGGUAUGCAGUGUGCCCUACAGGUACGACGAUCCUGCCCUCAAUGAGAAUAUCAGCUACGCCAACGCCUACCUAUCAAGAGCGAUGACAGUAGCAUUUGGAUGGCUGUUUGGUCUUACAUUGGGACUAGUGGUGUUGAUUGGUCCCUACAACACGGCUCUCCUGGGAUAUGUUUAUGAUCCAGUUGAAGCAGCCAUGUACUCAGCAUUCUCUCCCAUUCUAUGGUGCACAUUUAUCUCAUGGGGAGUGCUGGCUUCUCAUUAUGGUUACGGAGGUUGGUUUGGAAAGUUUCUGUCGUGGAAAUACUUCAAAGUGUUCACUCGACUGGCCUAUGCCAUCUACUUGACUCAGUUCCCAGUUUUCUUCUACAAUGUUGGCACAACUAAGGCGGCUCUAUAUUAUUCAUCGCUCGAUUUGGUGAGAUUUUUACUCAUCAGUAAUUGA